UGUCCUCAUUGGCCAAUGAGAGGAGGAAGGAGGGCAUGUGUGCAAAUAAUAUAAGUGAGAUGACAUCCAGGUGGUGGGGAAUCAUACAGGUGAGCAUUCACACCACUGCCUGAGGAUACUACUUCACUGUACCAGACACAGGAAAGCACCUCAACUUAAGAUUGUCAUCAAAAUAUGUUGACGGGAAUGGAGACGCUGGCAUAUGGGACUGACAUUAAGCUGGGUGGAGGUCGGGGGGCCUGGAAUGGAGUGACUCCCUCCACCUGUCCAGAGGUGGACUUAGAAGUCAUUGAGGAGUACCUGCAGGAGCAUUCACUGGAAGUCCAGCCUGUGCACGCACCUGCAUCAUCCAUGACCACCUUGGGGCAUCAAACACAUACAAACUCCCAUCAGGAGGCCAGGAUCAUAGAGAAUAGCUGGUCAGGUCAGCAUCCAUAUGAGUGGCACUAUGACUCUCACACUUCAAAUGAGGAAUACAAAGAGGCAGCAUCACAUCCAGCCUGUCUUCGCCCUCAUGACAGCCAGUGGUAUUGCUACGAGGCACCUACAUACGUUGACUCAGAUUCACAGUCUAGCAGCUCCCAGUAUCACGAUUACCAAGAUUCCCCAUCACCACCAUCUGACAGAGGGGAUGGGAAGGACAGCAAUUCUUUACCACUUGUACCUUUGUCAGGAAAGAGGAAGGAGCGCCUGUUCCAGUUCCUGUUUGAGAUGCUUCAGACGCCAUCGAUGCGGAGCUGCAUCUGGUGGGUCCAGUCUUCCUCUGGCACUUUUCAGUUCUCCUCCCAAAACAAGGAGAGCCUUGCGCAGCUGUGGGGUCGACGAAAGGGGAAUCGCAAAACUAUGACAUAUCAGAAGAUGGCACGGGCGCUAAGAAACUACUCCCGAACUGGCGAGAUUCACAAAGUGAAAAGGAAGCUCACCUAUCGGUUUGAUGAGAAGACACUGAGAUGUUUACAAGGAGAUUCUAAUACAGUGUAGACAGCAUGACAUCAGCACAGAAGUAGACUGAGCCAAAGGGACGUUAAUGGAAAUUACUUGACAUCUUUUCUGCUCUUUCUUAUUCUAAGGACUUUUAAAUGAUAAAUUAAUACUGAGUAUUUAAACAAGCCAGAGCGUGAAACACUGAUGGCUCAGAGUUUUCUGGAGAUGAAGAACCACAUUGGAGUUGGGAUGAAGGGUGAACUGGAAAUGAUUAAACUGACACAAAGUUGUAAUCUAUAGAAGCAGGCCACAUGUGAGGUCAGCUGGCAUUCGUUGAGUAAAUCUAAAAGGUUUUCACAUAAAAUCUACUUUAUAAGUAGAACUUAUAUCUUUAUAAAAGUUAAAGUUGUGUCUUGUUUGUUGUGAUCCUGUGUUGCAGAUAUUCAGCAGAUAGAGUAUAUGAUCGUUUUAUACUCCUAAAGCAAAAUGAGAUUGUGUAAACUUGAUCUGUUUGUGUAAAUACCUUUUUUUAGAUAAAAUAAAGAGAUCUUUC
Melanotaenia boesemani (Boeseman's rainbowfish) is the source of this 1477-nucleotide messenger RNA. Its product is annotated as transcription factor PU.1. Gene Ontology annotation, cellular component: nucleus. Bases 175 to 981 code for a protein of 268 amino acids. The transcript is spliced from 6 exons. Gene Ontology annotation, biological process: cell differentiation; regulation of transcription by RNA polymerase II. Gene Ontology annotation, molecular function: DNA-binding transcription factor activity, RNA polymerase II-specific; sequence-specific DNA binding. NCBI's taxonomy places the organism in Eukaryota, Metazoa, Chordata, Actinopteri, Atheriniformes, Melanotaeniidae. The record is from RefSeq and is a predicted model, not a curated record.